AUGAGGUCGUCCAUGCUGGUCCUGCUCCUCAUGGUCAGUGCCCAGGCAGUGGCCACCAUGGGAGGGGACUUCUGCCCCCCGGUCUCCGCUCAGCAGCAAGGCCCUGCCCCCAAAAGGACCCCUAACUCUGCCCCCACCGUGGAUCCCAAACUGUUCACUAAGCGACGCUACCGCUCGCCCCGCGUUCUCUUCAGUGCCCAGCCGCCAGACACUGAGCCCACAGGACGCCAGGGGUCCGGGACCAGCAGGGCAAGGCGCAGGGUUGGUCAGCCGAAGCACCGGGGGGUGUACUCUGUGUGUGAGAGCAUCAGCGUCUGGGUAGGCAACAAGACCAAGGCCACGGAUAUAUCUGGCAACGAGGUGGAGGUGCUCCCGGACGUGAACAUUAACAACGUGAAGAAGAAGCAGUACUUUUUUGAGACCACAUGCCGUGGUGCGCGGGGAGGCAGCACUGGCUGCCUGGGCAUCGAUGGGCGACACUGGAACUCCUACUGCACCAACUCCCACACUUUUGUGCGGGCGCUGACUACCUUCAAAAACCUGGUGGCCUGGAGACUGAUCCGCAUCAACGUGGCCUGUGUCUGUGUGCUCAGCCGAAAGUCCUGGCGACAGUGACCGUACUCUCACUGGUCAUGUGGUCACUUCAGUACUGACGACAGGACCACUUGGUACUAUCAUGUGGCCACUGCAGUACUGCAGUCCCAACCCCCAACCACCUACCCGCUGGAGUGCUCUGAGACUCUGCCCCACUACAGCCCUCCCCUAGCCGUCUGCACAAAGUAAAUUAUUGAUUAUGAGGACUGCAAGUAUAUAAACCAACCAUUUCUUUAUCACUUGUUGUUGUUGUUGUUGUUUUGUUGUUGAUAUUGUUA
Molecule: messenger RNA, 872 nt
Organism: Salvelinus fontinalis (brook trout)
Lineage: Eukaryota; Metazoa; Chordata; Actinopteri; Salmoniformes; Salmonidae
Gene: ngfb
Product: nerve growth factor b (beta polypeptide)
Exons: 1
Coding region: 1-615 (204 amino acids)
Biological process (GO): memory; negative regulation of neuron apoptotic process; nerve growth factor signaling pathway
Molecular function (GO): growth factor activity; nerve growth factor receptor binding
Source: RefSeq, a predicted model, not a curated record